CUUCCGUCUCCUUGAUUUGCGAAAAUGUCAAAACGAAAGUGAUAUUUUGAAGUUAUGAAACAAUAGAUUCUCAUAGUAAUGGUGUGACAGAUUCAUAAGCAUUCCCACCAUUUGAUAGCAGUGAAGAGACUUGAGUAUUUCUCAACAUGGUGUUACAAGGUGCUCCUCCAGGCCCAAGAUUUGCCCCAUCAACAGGAAUGAAUGCUAAAGAACUGGGUGAAAAUGAUGACCUUGCCACGAUGCUGGUGUUGGAUCCGUACCUUGGGUUUUCAACGCAUAAGAUGAACACAAAGUUUCGUCCAGUCAAAGGACAGGAUCAACUUGCCACCAUCAUCAGACGUUUUGUCAGAGACAGAAAGUAUGAGAAGGCCUAUCAUGAUUUGACUUUUGGUGAUUGGGCAAAGGCGUACUUCGUUACAAAGUCAAAGUCACAGAUAAAAGCUUUCAAGGAGCAUGCGUUCCGGUAUCUCCAGAUGCUGGACAAGGAAGCUGGGUUCAAGAUCAAGGCGUGCCAUCGCUACUCUUUGGAAGACAAUGUUGGUGGGAAAAUUUGUGCAACGAGAAAGUGGCACAAGAACGAUAAAAUCUCCAAACUAGUUGGAUGUAUCGCAGAAAUGACCGCAGAGGAGGAAGAUAAUUUUCUGCGAGCAGGCAUCAAUGACUUCAGUGUCAUGUAUUCUUGUCGCAAGAACUGUGCACAGCUUUGGCUGGGUCCAGCUGCAUUCAUUAAUCAUGACUGUCGGCCAAACUGCAAGUUUGUCUCAACAGGACGUGAUACUGCCUGUGUGAAGGUGUUGAGGGACAUCGAGCCUGGGGAGGAGAUCAACUGCUACUAUGGUGAUGACUUCUUCGGCGACAAUAACUCAUUGUGUGAAUGUAUCACAUGUGAAAGGCGACAGACGGGUGCGUUUUCAAAGAAAAGUCCCGAGAAAGAAUCUGAUCAGAAUGGUUAUCGUUUACGAGAGACGGAUGAUCGCUUGCAUCGUCUGAGGAGGAAACAGGAGGCACGGGAUGGUCCGAGGAGUCCACGUAGUAGAUCGCCGGAUGAAGACGUGGAUUCAGAUGAGCCUUCGUCACCAAAGAAACAUAGUUACAGCACCAGACGGCAUGUCCCAACAGCCAAUUGGGACCGACGGUCGGAUAAUUUGAAGCGCCAAGCCCAUCUCCUAACAUCAGCUGAGUUGAAACGUCGAGGUAUUACCAAGUAUGAUGCUGAACUAUUGAUAUCCCAGGGAAUUUCCUUGCCUGAGCCAAAAGUUCUGUUUGAGAGGAAAUCUCACAAUCGUCUUGGCCCUUCAAAAGUAAAGCUUAUCAAUAAUGGAUCAUAUCAGGAUAGCCACGAUGGCCCUUCUUUUUACGGGAAUGGCAAUUUCUUGGCUAAUUUAACUAAAUCUAGUCCUGUUUCACCUUGCCAUGAACUAUGCCCAACACAGUUAGUGGAGGAGCAAGAACAUACUGUGUCUCCGCGCCGGAGCAGCCGUAGCUUAACUGUGAUCAACCGACUAAGUUUGAUCGGGACUCCAAACACUGUGAAAAAACGAUCAAAUGCGAACAAUAAACGUGAAGCAAUAAGUACGUUGAGUGAUGAUAGUCUGAAGAAUAUCAAUGUCCUGGAUAUCGUAAAGAAAGAUCUGUAUGUCGAAUUGACAAAAGUGCCUGAUAAUAUGAUUGAUUCCUGUGGGCAGCUUAGUCCUGGCGGGCGGUUGCAGCUGUGUCAGAAUUGUCACAAAGAAAACUGUUGCCGCCAUGAGUCUGGCAAUGCCUUCUUUGGAGACUUCUUGCCAGAUCCUGAGGUGUCCCCGAGACAUUCAGUGCAGCAGAUGGCGCAGUCACAUAAUCUUGCUGAUGAGAAAACAUUUUGUCAUCGGGCGAAACACACAUCCUGUGAUAGUUUAUAUUUAAACGGUGAUCACCAAAGGUUUGUUCAUGUCCCUCAGGAAUCUAAAACAGAACAGAUAGGUUUUGAUGAGGUUGACUUUCUUAGAAAAAGUCCACACAACAGUUGUGGAGUUAGUUUGUACAGGAAGCGUAUGGAGAUAGCGGCUGGACGGACGUCAAAAUACGUUCGGCGGUCAUUCUCCCGUGAUGAGGUGGAGUUCAGCAGUAUACCGUUGGUGGACGGGAAUAGUUCAGAUCCAUAUAGCUUUACAGAUGACUUGGAUGUAGAAGAUAUCAAAGUUAAAGUGGGGUUGACCACACGGCUCUGUCCGGAGAGGACUUCCAGUCUACCACAUGAUGGCAUGGAUAAGUCAUGCCAGAAGAAAGGGCAUAAUUCGAGAACUCACCGCAGUCCCAUCUCGGGGACGAGGGGGACAAGGGAGGUGUGCAACAGAAGUGUGUCGCCCCGCGGUGUCGAAAGUUCAUCAUUGAAUCGGUAUGGAGGUGCGUCUCCGAGCCAAUUUGAUUGUUCAUCAAAAUGUGGUGAAAGUGGGAGUACAUCACCCACCAGGGCUGAAAGCUAUCCCCAUUAUUAUCCUCCUCAGAAUGACGAUAUUGAGUAUGAUUCAAAACUGGUCCAUAAUGGGGAUAACCUCCCUAAAAUAACUAUCAGGCUUCGUCGGAAUCCCAACUCAGGCACAGAGUUAUCACCUGUGAAAACGAAAAGCAAAUCUCAGGAAAAAUCGCCAAAAAGACAACGAAAAUUGUUGUGGACAGACAGUAACAAAGUGUCUCGACGUGAGAGAAGAAAAACAAAUGAUUUUCCAUUGCAUGAAAGUCCCAACAGCAAUUUGAAGCGUUUGCGUUUGAAGAUUGGCAGUGACUCCAUGAUUGAUAUCGAUAUUCCUCCUAUGAAAAAGAGGAAAUAGAUUGAUUUAGUGGAUUAUCUUGGGUACGUGUGUGAAAAAAUACAGAAAUUGUCCUGUUAAGUUGGUGGAUCAGAUGGCAGUGUACAAAUAUAAUAUUUGAGAGUUCAUGAUGUGCUGCAGUCAUGGUGUAAUGUAAUAUACCUAUGAUCACAUAUAGUCUGUUGAUAGGGGCUCCAUUUUAGUGAAUGAUAUUCAAGCCAUUUAUAACAGAAAAGCAUUUUUUGGAGAAGUUUGAAAAAUACAUACAUGUCAUCAUACUGCAUGUAAAUGUACAACACCUGCUUUAUCCGCAUAAUUGUAGGUGUCACUUCAUCAGACAAUGAAUGGAAUAAAAGCAUAUAAGAAAAAAUUAGAUAAAAUCAGGCCAAACAUUUAACAGCUCAACUUCCAUGUUUUGUUUUUUGGCUUAGCAUGGUGUUAAAUUAUCCUUUUAUUUAUUUAGUUAUUUAUCCAAGCAGACCAGUGGAGGGAAAAGCUGAACAGCAUGCCAAGUUCUCCACUUCAGGCCCUGUCUUCUGAUGGCUGGUGAGGGUAACUUAAGUGGCCUCAAAAAUUAAAGAAUGUUGUCAAAACCUUUUGACAUGACCAUUUGUUGGAACGCUCUUGAUCAGCUGUGGUCUUUCUGAUGUUAUUAUUUGUGUCAUAAGUUAUUUCACAUUUGUGUAUUAUGUGGCGGAAAGUUUCACUGUAGUAUGUGUCAACAGCCAACAGUGUGUCAACAGUGCCCUAUUAUACAUUAGAUAUAUUUAUCAUUAGGUUCCCGGAAUACUUUCAAGAAAUUCAAGUUCGAGCCUUUUUAUUUGACUAACAAAUUUAUUUUAACACAUGAUCAAUUUGCCUUUGUACAUUCUUGUUUUUAUCUUCUACAUAUACUGAUAAUGAAUUGAACAUAUAUUGUUAUGAUGAAGCAUUUUACUUAACAUGCUAACUGAGUUUGAUUGUUUCUGACGGGAGUACAAAGAGUUAGAUGACCCUUUCUGUAUCACAAAAACAAGGGUAUAGAUGACCAGGUGUUGAAAGAUUUACUGAAAUAGUGAUUUUAGACUUUGUGUUGUUGUGCGUGUACCAUGGUGUGCUGUUACAUGUAUCUCUGUUCUGUCAUCUCAGCCCUGCCAUGCAAAGGCCACGUUGUUGGAUUAAUCCAGUUGUUUAUGUUUAGUGUGACCACCAAGGGUAUGUUUCCUCAAUAACAUUGCUGUUGCACUUGAAAUAAAUGUCUAUUUUUGGAAAUGUUAUUUAAGAGUAUGGUUCAGGUUCUUUAGAAAUGCAGCUAUUCCCAGUCACUUAGUUUCUUCUCUGUCGCUUGAUUUUUAUGGGACGUACCUUAUAUUCAUCCUUAGCUCUUGUUGCAUAUCUACUCACUAUGACCAUGAGAGGUCUCCCGAAAACCCCCUGAAUAGAGCAGCACGUCAAACUUGUGCAUGCAAAAAUUUACGCGAAGCUAAAGAUUCAUUUUGGUAAGUUUCAUCCAUUAAAACAUGCUAGAGAACCAGAACGACACCGUACACGGUUUUGUUAUAACACAACUGUAAAUAUCUCAAUUUGCUGCAACAAAAAUAUAACCAGUAAAUGAUGAUGCCUCAACUCGGAAACCUUUAACAUACAUGUACCUAUUAAGCAUUGCUGAACUGUCUAAAACACUUGAAAUCAUAUCCUGCUUCUCUGCACUUACCAGGAUUUGGAGGUAGGUGUACAUGUACAUGUAGUAGAGGUGGCUUUGCAAUCAAUGUGUCUGGGCCAUGUUCUAUAGACCAGAUAUCCAACAGGGAUUGCAUAGAGGUGAAAGAUUGUUCUCAUGUAACUAUAUCAACCGCACUUGUCACCAGCUGACUUUCAUUUCCUAUUGUAUUCUGCGAAAUCAAAGGUUUUGGACAACGUCGAACUAACUUUGGGUUCAAAGCAUUGUCUACCAUCUUCUUUAACAGAUUAUAUUCUGGGAUACUUCCCAAAAUAAACCUCUUUUGAGAUGGGGUUACUUCGACUUGGUACCAGUUGUGACAUCACAAGUAUAAACGAAUGCUGUGGUGUCUAUUAAGCGAUGCUAUGACAAAAUGAAAUGGCAUUCUUUGCCUGCUGUGUUAAUGUAUUGUAUGUAUAGAAAAAUUCAGUUUGGUGCACGAAAAAUGUAUUCUUCAGCAGAUGCACCAUCUUAAGGUCUCAAGGCUUCAGGCCAGGUGCAUUCCUUCGAAUAAUUUCAUAUUUUACCACCUUGCUGUCAGCAAAUUAUUACACAAUUCUACAAAGAUACCAUUCUUUCUUGGCAUGUCGGUGUGCGUGGAAACAAUUGUUAAUACCCAGUGGUUCCAUACAGUGGUAAAAAGGACUGAAUAUGCUUAUUUUGUAACACAUUUUACGAAUAGGAGAAAAAAAAGCACGUAGUGGAAUUCACUGAUUUUAAUGCAUUGUCACAGGUGAUCCAUCAUUAUAUCACAUGUCAUGUAACGAUAAAAAGGUGUGAAUGAAAUAAUUUGAUGUCGUGUCAUUUCUGAAAAAAAAUGAUUUUGAUUGAUAGAAAUGCAUCAUUUGUUA
Messenger RNA from Lineus longissimus, 5336 nucleotides. RefSeq lists its product as uncharacterized. Gene Ontology annotation, cellular component: nucleus. NCBI's taxonomy places the organism in Eukaryota, Metazoa, Nemertea, Pilidiophora, Heteronemertea, Lineidae. The transcript is spliced from 6 exons. Bases 147 to 2807 code for a protein of 886 amino acids. The record is from RefSeq and is a predicted model, not a curated record. Gene Ontology annotation, molecular function: histone H4K20 methyltransferase activity; protein binding.